Messenger RNA from Anastrepha obliqua, 7113 nucleotides. RefSeq names its product protein wings apart-like (gene wapl). The record is from RefSeq and is a predicted model, not a curated record. The transcript is spliced from 7 exons. Gene Ontology annotation, biological process: regulation of chromosome condensation. Bases 1006 to 6273 code for a protein of 1755 amino acids. NCBI's taxonomy places the organism in Eukaryota, Metazoa, Arthropoda, Insecta, Diptera, Tephritidae.
UACAUAAAAGCAGUAAACCUCGCCAAAAAUAAUUUUCUUUUUAUGUCAAUUUCAAACCAGUUUUCGUGAAUAAAUCUUUGACAAGUAAUUAAAACAUAUUGCAUAAAAACGUUUACAAAUAUUUUACGCGCGUUUAAUGUAGUUUUGGUUUAUGUUAAAGUGAUCUUAAUAUCGUAUGCCCUCGCCGUCUGUCUUACAAAGAAAAGCUCAUAAAGGUACGGUGGCACUGAACACGAAUGUGAAAGCAAAUCGGGGAAAAAAUUUGUAAAUUUUCGUGCAACUGUUGGUUAUUUAUUACGAUAAUGGGCACUUUAUGACGGAAAAUUAUGUUACAAAAUAAUUCAUACAGCAUAUAAUUGUGGAAAAAAGCGUUUAUUUGUGCCAUUGAACAAUUUGAUUGUAUUUGGUCGGGUCCAUUGAUUGGGUGGCUGGAGAAGAAAAAAGUGGUAGAAUUUGGAUGGGACGAAAAUUUUAUUAGGGGAGCAGAUGAAAGUCGCGCCGAAAGGAAACUACACGAUAUUACAACAAAAACACAUUUGACGUUUUGUGUUGUGUUUACUGACCGCCGUGGUGAAAAUAUAAACAAUUCCAAUGUGGUGAAUUGUAAUGAAUAUAUCAUGCGCCGCCUGCAUAGUAAAUACAAAAGAAAACAAAAACAAAAAACAGCUUAAAUUUCAUUGAACUUAAAAGAUAUGCAUAAUGAUGUAAGGAAUAUGAAUUAAAAAAAUGGAUCCAAUCAGACAUUAUCUCAAAAAGACCGUAUUGUAUUAUAAUUUUCUUCUGCCCGUAACCAUUUAAACUAAUUCACCCUUGUGUGAAGUGCUUUCAAAAAGUUUGCAACUAAAAUUGGUCAAAAGAUAAAGUAAUUUGUGAAAAUGUUUUUGUAUUGUAAUUUGCAAUACAAAUGAAAAGUAAUAUAAAAACGAGAACAAGUGAAACAACAUAUUGUUCACUAACAAUAAUUGAAAAACUGAGAAAGGAAUCGAUCAGCCAAACUCACGUAUAAUGUCACGUUGGGGUAAAAAUAUCGUUGUACCUCUGGAUGUGCUCUGCAAGGGCGAGGAAAGUACAAAUCGUCCGACCGUAGCGCGCUCCGUAGGUACUGUUGGCAAAUGGGGCAAAAUAGGUUUCACAUCGACGCGUACUUACGCUUUAGCUGCACUCUCACCAGCAGUUGCAGCAGCAGCUGCUGCGGCAGCCGCAGCAGCGAGUCCAGCGCAGAGUCCUGCAUCAUUACUCGACGAUGACAUGUCACCAUCGGUACCAGAGCCUCCUAAACCUAAGAAGUUUUUUAAAUCACGCAACUCUGCGCCACCUGAAGUGAUUGCACAAAUAAUACAAAACCUGCCUAGAACACCAGCUUCGCCAAUACGUGAUAGUUACUCGGCUGGAACAUCUAAUGCAGGUUCACUUAGUACCCCAGUACGAGAACCUAUAAAAUUAAAAUUGCCGAAAGCCAAUUCAGGUGAGCGUAAGAAAAAAUCCCCGAAAAAGGCAAGUGCAAAGCAGGCAGCGGUGACGGCGGCAACAUUAGCAGCGCAGGAUGAUGGCAACGCUACUGGAGAUGUUGCAAUCUCCACUAAAGCGGUUGGCGAAUCAAAACAAAAAAAGAAAAAAGAGGAAAAGAAAUUAAAGCCCGAGGCACCACCAUCACGCAUAAUUUCCCGUGCACGCAAGGUAGUCAACUAUUGUGAGGACGAUGAGGACGAACGCAUACCAACUCCUCUGAAGGAUAUUAUAUAUCCUAAAAAUAAAUCACCUAAAGAAGACGAGACUGCUGUGCCGAAUAUUGGGGAAAGUAUAAAAGAAAUUGCGCCGGCGGAACCAGAUCUACCACCACCCGCUGCACCCGCGCCAACGUCGGUUGCUGGUAGUUCAAUAACAAGCGUUGCAGCUGUUACGACGCCCGCCGCACCACCUUUGGCACCGAAAACACCUGAACACCCGCCAAUCGUGCUAAGAAUUUCUAAGGGUACCUCCCGUUUGGUGAGCACUGAUAGUGAGGAACAGCCUGCAAGCAACAACAUCGUAUCCCCGCAUCAACAACACGAUACCGAGCAAUCCAAAUCUCGGCAUUCGUCUACUGAAGAAGUUCCUCCCGCACACCCGCCGACGGUAUACAAUACACCAAAGAUUAUUGUUAAACCGCUCCGGCCGCCAUCACCUGAUCCUGUGCUACCGCCGCCGCCAUUUCCUGCACCGCAUGCCGCAAAUGUAUCACUUGCGCAUCAGCAUCAUAACGCUGAAGAUCCACCCGAGAUCAACUACUCAACAGUAAAGAUUUCGCCGGAUAAACCGCCUAAAGAACGUUUAAAGUUAAUCAUAAAAACAGACGUGAUACGCAACGCCAUUAAGGCAGCCGAAGCAGCGAAAGCUGCGGCAGCAGCACAGAAAGCCGCCGCAGCAGAAUCUGGUGCUACUUCCGGUGGUGAGCGCGAAAAGAAGCAGAAAAGUAAAAAACAUAAGCACUUAAAACACGCCGCUUUGGAACAGAUUUCAAAUUCGCUGCAAGCAAAUAUUACUGCAACAGGUAGUGAAUUCAAAACACCAUCACCGCAUCUCGCAUUUAGCGCGCACUUGGAACAACACCAGCAGCCAACAUUAUUAGGACGCACUGUUAUUUCACCGCCAGCUCUUUCGGAACGCGACUUUGACUCGCAAUCCUCAGUUUUGGGUAGCAUUUCGUCCAAAGGCAACAGUACACCACAGCUUCUGGCGCAGGCAGUUCAGGAGGAGAGCUGUGUCAUACACAGUCGUGGUUCUAGCGUGAUCACCAGCGACCUAGAAACAAGUCAGCAUUCCUCGUUGGUUGCGCCGCCAUCAGAUAUCGAAUCGCGUCUGGAAUCUAUGAUGAUGGACGGUGAGGUAAGCCAACGUGCAACGAAUUUGGUUGAAGAGCCGUUACAGGAAGAUAUCCUGGCUGUAUUGCGUGGUGAUGAGAGUCUUCAUUGCUCCGCAGCCGCCAGCAAUGAGGCCAGUGAGCCUAAAGUGAACGGUGUAAUAGAGAAAAUGGAUGUUUUGGAGAAAGAACCUCAGGCAGAUCACCAAAGAGAAGAAGCCAUAGAAAAGGGACAAGAAACAGCGACAAGUCGUCGUUUAACACGCGGCCGCGGCCGUGGUACCAAAACAAACUAUGUUGAGGGAGAAGACAUUAUCACAUCACCACAAAAAAUACCGCCGGUUACAUUAACCAGAACUCGAGGAAGAAAACCCGCCGCGACGGUGACAUCGCCUGUCAUUGCGGACGAUAUCAACACGUUAGCUAACAAGCGUGCAACCAGAGGUCGGCCGAAGAAGGGUGCCGUAGUGGCCGAAGAUCCCACACAAUCACCUGCAAAAGUCGACGAAUCGCCUGUAAAGGUUAUAACAGAAUCUGCAAUUGUACCUACGACAGAGCUUGAAAUAAACCAAACAAACGAUAGUAUUGAGACACCAGCAAUCGCUACAGCUCCUACAACACGCCGUGGUCGUCCGCCUCGUAACAUUAGUAACAACAAUAAUGUGAACAGUAAUAAUAAUAAUAUCAAUAAAAUUGCCGCUAGUUUGUCAGCAAAAGCAGGUGCCGCCGAGGAGGCAGCAGCAGCCGCAACUAAAAGUGGCGCAACGAGCACCUCACCGCUUACAGGUAGUACGCCACAGGCACCACGUAGCUAUGGCAGAAAACGUAAGAAUCAACAAGUAACCCAAGUGCUACAACCAUCAGCAGAAGAACUGGAGGAACAGCAACAUGGUCCACCCAUUAAACUGGCCAGUAUCGAUUAUUCAGAUUCGGCUGCAACAAGUGAUUUGAAUGCUUGUGUUUCUCCACAACUAACAGCACAACUACAAGCCGCAUCAUUAACGCCAACAUUAGAUUUGCACGACACUAAUUCCAAUUCCAACUCGCUCACCCGUCCAGCUAGUGCAACACCAUCAUCACCGCCUCGACGGGACUACAAAGUCAAAGACAAAUUCAAGCGCACGCUUACACUAGACAAUCAAGUGAAUUGCAAUGCGGUCGUGGAGUCACCCACGGCAGGACUCUUGGCCGAACAUGUCGUGUAUGGUGUCAGCAGUGAUGCGGGUACAGGCGUGAAUGGUGAGGAAGAGCAGCAACGCGGUUCUGUUAAGCUAGUGAUCUCAAAGAAGAAAGGUAGCAUAUUCAAGAGCCGUGCACUUGUACCGCAAGAUCAAACAGAUCAAUCAGCAGCUGCUAAACGUCAUCUAUACAAACAUAGUUGGGACGCUGAAGCGAACGGCAGCACAGCGGGCAACACGGACGCUUUGGCAUUGCAGAAUAAUGAGGCAAACGUACCGCCAGCGGCUACUCGUACUGCUGUCGAUGCUAUUUUCGAUGACUUCAGCGAGGAUCUAAGUCCCAGCGGUAUGUCGCGAGAGAAUAGUCCGUCGCUUAGUAAGUUAACGAGAAUAACAAAAACGAAUAACGCACAAAUAUGUGCUAACAGCCCCUACGAAAUGGAUAUCGAUGCGCCUGGCGAUACGGUAACAAGUGUGAAAGUGGAUCGUAAAGCUAAAGGAUUUUAUACAGUCGUCCGUAAUGUAAAGACAGCGCAUCAGAUACAGGAAAUUGGUGAAUAUCAGGAAAUGGAUGACGAUGUUGAGUAUCUACUAGAUUCACUGCGGCCGCACAAUCCCACGCCGACACGCUGUUUGUCAGCACUUCAGCUAGCUUCAAAGUGUAUGAUACCCACUUUCCGAAUGCAUGUACGCGCACACGGCGUGGUCACAAAGUUUUUCAAGGCGCUUUCUGACGCAAAUCUGGACCAGAGUCUAGGGCUUUGCACCUCCGCAAUUAUGUUUAUACUCUCACAAGAGGGUCUCAAUAUGGAUUUGGAUCGUGAUUCGCUGGAAUUAAUGAUGAAUCUGCUCGAGUCGGAGAUUGUAGCUGCACCUUCGGAUCGCGUCAAUUAUGAACGCAUUCGCCAAAAAGUACGCGAACUCUGUGAUGAGAUUAAAUCUCAAGGAAAAGCUGCCCAUCUCAAUGUUGACACACUUACAGUCGGCACAUUGGCGAUGGAAACCUUGCUGUCGUUAACCUCUAAGCGCGCCGGUGAUUGGUUCAAGGAAGAGCUACGCUCACUUGGCGGUCUAGAACAUAUUAUCAAAACCAUUUCAGAUAACUGUCGACCAGUUAUUGAGUGUAGCAAUGGCACUACACACAUUCAUUGGACGCAAUCGCUGCUCGACAAUAUGCAGACCGUUGAGCGAUGCAUGCGUGUGCUAGAAAAUGUGACACAGCUUAAUGAGGAGAAUCAGCGUUAUGUGUUGACUUAUGGCCAAGGUGCCACAGUUCAUACCUUAUGCUCACUCUUCACGCUAUGUGACCGUGAAAUAAUGCGACAUGUUUCGGAUUCGUCGGAGCAAUCUGCUAAGGAUAAUCCUGGUGCAGUGAUGCGCGAGCUUUUGUUUCCACUUCUCAAAGUGCUUAUCAAUUUAACGCACACAUUUAAUCCGGCGAAAGCGCUGGGUGCUGAAAUGCUUGGCCAACGUAAUGCUGUAGUAGAAACCAGCUUCCGCCUGCUAUUGCAGGCACCCAACUACAUUCCUGAACGAUGUGUCUUUGAGCUAAGUAUUCUGGUGCUGUUGUUGCUAAUUAACCUCACCAUGUAUACGAUUCCUAAUCGAGUGGCGAUAAUGAAAGUGUAUGCGCCACCCGAAUACAGUAGCCACCAACAUAAUAAAGUGACUGCUGUGCAAGCUGUGAUGGAGUAUUUCUAUAGAUGCGAGGAAUUGGCCAGAUUGGUCGAAAAGAAUACAGAUGCCAUUUUGGAUAGUACCGACAAGAAUAAAAAGAAACAGGAGGAAGUGGAUGAAACUGUAAAUAAUUUGCUGAAAAACUCGGGUCAUCACAUGGAACAUACUAUCAAGGGUAGUUAUGCAGCCCUACUAAUUGGUCAUUUAAUUACCGACAAUGAGGAGUACGAAGCACUAGUGCGUAGACAUUUACGCGGCAAUGGAUUCAAAGAGAUUGUCAGUGUGCUGGAAAAAUAUUACACUUUUAUGGAUCUGACCUGUUCGGAAGCUUCCGCAGUAGCGCACAUAAAAUCUACAAAGAAAUUGAUUGAUUACUUCAAGAAACGUGACUUGGUGUACGAAAUGAAUGAGUCCGAUGACUGCGCGCUUCCUCUAAAUUUAGAAACACAUCACGCUUCAACAUCCGCUGCCAAUACUGCAAAUACCAGUAAUGACCUCGUCGAUAAUGGCGAGAGUCCUACAACGACAGCAACACGCAGCGGCGCGCAGCGCGUCUAUAAAAGCUACAGUCAAAGAUAAUCACUAGACGAAUUUGAUUUAAACCACAGUAAUAAUUGCAGUUGCAGCUUGCUGUAUAUGAAUUUUAAUUUUAAAAUUGCAAACGUCAGCAAAAUUUGCUAAACAUUUUAACACUAUAUUCCCACUAAUUGAUUGCAAUUUGGUUUUUAAUUAUUUUUUGUAAAAAGAAAAAAAAAGAAAGAAAGAUUUGUUCUUUUUACUAUAAAUAUAAUUUUAAGAUUUUUAUUGCGCAAUCUUUUAUCUAAAUUAACUUAAUUUUUUAAUUAUGCAUGCUUUUUGGUAUAUAUUUUUAAAAUCAUAAAAAUUGUAUGUAAGUAGUUGUAAGAUAAACUAAAAGUCAAUCGGUUCUCUUCAGGUUAUUUUCAAAAUUCUAAUGAUUAUAUAAUAAUUUGCUUAUAGUAAGUAUUACUUUAUACUCAUUUAUGUGCAAGAUAAGCGUUUGCUAUAUGUGUUGCUGAUAAGAAAGACACGAACAAAAAGUUAUAAAUAACACUAAUUGAAUAUAUAUUAAUGCAUAUAUAUAAGUGUCUACCUAUCUAAAAUACGAAGUAACUGUAUUUGUAAUUCUAAUUGUAAUUGUAAUUCUAAGCAAUAUUAUUGUAUUUCACUGUAAAUAACUUAGAAAUUGGAUAUUUCUGAUUAUAUUUUUUUUUUAUGCUGUAACACACUUUACGUGUGCGAGCUAUGCAUACAAAUAGACGAUAGCGUUUGUUUUGUUAAAACAUUCGUACUUGUAGUUUAAAUUAUGUUGCGCAAGUAAAACUUAUAUAUGUAUGUUGUAUGUGUGUGCGAAAAUCGAGAGAAAUUUUAAUGUUGUAAUGCUGGAAAAAAACUACCAAA